This is a messenger RNA of Mangifera indica (mango), 2968 nucleotides long. RefSeq names its product two-component response regulator-like PRR37. The transcript has 10 exons. NCBI's taxonomy places the organism in Eukaryota, Viridiplantae, Streptophyta, Magnoliopsida, Sapindales, Anacardiaceae. Gene Ontology annotation, biological process: phosphorelay signal transduction system; cytokinin-activated signaling pathway. Bases 363 to 2681 code for a protein of 772 amino acids. Gene Ontology annotation, molecular function: protein binding. The record is from RefSeq and is a predicted model, not a curated record.
UAUAAUAUCGUUUGGACAAGAUCGAUCUUCCCUUCAAGGCCUCGCCGUUUCUCAACCAGUCAAGCUUUCCCCUGUUAUAAUAAUUAAAACAAAGCCCUAAAAAGUGAAAUGCAUGAAAUUCGUUAUUUUGAUUUGAAUUUCUGAAACUUUUGGCGUCUGCUUCUCGUUCGAAUGAAUUUACCAGAGCUGUUGGAAUUUGGAUGGAGACACCAUUAUCUAGCUCAUAUGAGACUAGGUUCUCCACUUUUAAGUUGAUAUCAUCGAGACAACAAUAUGUGCAAGCUCUCUUGUGGAACAAAGGAGGUUAUCUCACCAAUUCUAUUUAGCAACUUCCACAUCAUUGGUCUGUAUGAGUCUGGUUGAUGGAGUUAAUUUGGAUGAAUGAUAAUGGCCCCAUGACUAAUGGGUUGCUGGAACUAAAUCACCAUAUCCGAGAUGAGCACAAGGAAAUAAGGGAUGGGGUUGUUGGUGAGGGGCAGGGGCUCUCAGAGGAAUAUGAAUCAAGAAUUAACGAGGAUGUGGAAGAUGUCAAUGAUAGGUGGGUGGAAGUGAUUCAGGCUCAAGCACAUCUGCAGGCUGUCCUGCAAAGGCCACAGCAACAGCCUCAGGUGUCUCUUGUCUGCUGGGAGAGGUUUCUGCCUCUCAGGUCACUUAAGGUUCUACUUGUGGAAAGUGAUGAUUCAACUCGCCGUGUUGUCUGUGCAUUACUUCGAAAUUGUGGCUAUGAAGUUGUGGCUGUAGAAAAUGGCCUAGAAGCUUGGAAAAUCUUGGAAGAUCUAACCAAUCAAAUUGACCUAAUCUUAACUGAGGUAGUCACGCCUAGCCUAUCAGGCAUUGGCCUUUUGCGCAAGAUUAUGAGCCACAAAACUUGCAAGAAUAUUCCAGUUAUUAUGAUGUCCUCUCAUCAUUCUGUGAGUGUAGUCUUUAAGUGUUUAUCCAAGGGUGCAGUUGACUUUUUAGUGAAGCCUAUUCGAAAGAAUGAGCUUCAAAACCUUUGGCAGCAUGCAUGGAGGAAAAGCCACAGAUCUAGUGGUAGUGGGAGUGAAAGUGGUGUAAUGACUCAAAAAUCAACCAAGUCAAAUAGUCUUGAAGAGUCGGAUAACAACUCUGGCAGCAACAAUGAAGAUGAUAUAGGAAGCAUCAGUUUAAAUAUUCGGGAUGGAAGCGAUAAUGGAAGUGGCACCCAGAGCUCAUGGACGAAGAGGGCAGUAGAAGUUGAAAGUCCCAAACCCACGUCACCAUGGGACCAAUUAGCUGAUCCCCCUGAGAGCACUUGUUCCCAGGUUCUUCUUUCAAGGCCCGAAGCACUUGGCGACAGCUGGGUGCCUACAACCACAACAAGAGAAUCUGAACAGCAGGAUGAUGAACUUGACCAUGUUGUGAUGGGCAAAGACCUGAAGCUUGGAGUACCCAGAAUACCAAAUUUGCAACUUGAGAACCCAACUGGAAAGGAACUGAACAACAUUGAAAGAAUUAACAAAGAGAAACUUUCUGAAAUGAAUUCUGAGAAGGAUGGUGAGCAACAAGAAAAAAUACAACUGGAGCUCAGUAGAAAGAAAGCCAAUGGUGAUUUGAGAAACCAAGCUGCUGAUCAAAUGGGUGUCAUCAAUAACAGUAUUGAUUCCACAAUUGGAGAUGUAGUUUUUGACAUCGCAAAAGGACCCUUUAAGGUCUCUGGGAUGAAAGAAAAGGCCAACUAUGAAAAUAACGAGAUACCUGGCCUAGAGCUUAGCUUGAAGAUGCACAGAGAAACAAAAGAUACUGAAACUGGUCUGCAUGAACGAAAUGUUUUAAGACAUUCAGAUGAGCACUCAGCCUUCUCAAGAUAUACUUCUGCUUCAACUGCUUAUCAAGUUCCUACAGGGAAUGCACACAGCAAUUCUCUAAUUGAUAACAGCUCAGAGGCAGCCAAAAGAGAAUCAAUCCAGAAUUUUAAGUCUAAUCCACAUGGCACACCUCUCAGUCAGCAGUCCAAUGGCAGUAGUAACAGUAAAAUUGUUUGCAGUGACAAGUCAACACUGAAAUCUACUGUCCAAUCCCUCCAUUCAUUGUCUCAAACAUUGCAGAAUGGCCAUAAAUCGCCUCAGCCUACAAUGCCAGGCAAGGCUGAUGCUGACAUGACUAUGACAAUUUUGGCUCAAGUGAGGGGAAUGAACCAGCAGGUCCAAGUGCAUUACCACCAUCACCUCCACCAUGUCCAUAAUAUGCUCCAACAGCAGCUAGCCAACCAAGAUGAUUUGUUGUUGAAAACCUUGGCAGCAGCACCAGCUCCUCAGUGUGGUUCCUCCAAUAAUUUGAGGGCACCCAUUGAAGGCAAUACUGGUAAUCACAGUUUGAAUGGGAGUACCUCAGGAAGUAACCAUGGAAGCAAUGGACAGAACAUAAGCAGCCUUGUUGUAAACAGCAGAGGAACGAAUGUUGAAAGUGAUAAUGGUGUAGCUGCAAAAAGUGGAGCUUCUAGUGACAUUGGAUAUGCGAGCAGGAGUGGAGUUGCGAAAAACCAAUUCUCACAAAGAGAGGCUGCUUUGAACAAAUUCCGCCAGAAGAGAAAAGAGAGAUGCUUUGAAAAGAAGGUGCGAUACCAUAGCAGGAAGAAACUGGCAGAGCAAAGACCGAGGGUUCGAGGACAAUUUGUGAAACAAGUGAUGCUUGAAAACAAAGACAAGGACCCAGAUAGCUAACCUUCCAUUCCCUGAUGACACGUGGAUUUUUUUAACAUGAGAUUGGUAGCAAUUGUGGAUAUGGGAGGACACAUUUUUUUGAUAGCGCAGCAUAUCAACUUAAUUGUCUGUGCAACGGCUCUAGAAAAGACGCCUUGAACUGCAUUUUAUUAUCGGUGAUUAUUACUACCAUCUGAACCACUACUAGCAUGUAGAAGCCUGCCUUUAGGGUAACUUUCUAAUAAAACUCUUAUAUUCGGUGUGCUACUGUUUUUCAAAACUUCUCAUCCAUCUCGAAUGGUGAUGCU